Sceloporus undulatus (fence lizard) is the source of this 4647-nucleotide messenger RNA. It is a transcript of the gene FAM178B, whose product is annotated as family with sequence similarity 178 member B. Bases 1114 to 4092 code for a protein of 992 amino acids. The transcript is spliced from 17 exons. Lineage: Eukaryota; Metazoa; Chordata; Lepidosauria; Squamata; Phrynosomatidae. The record is from RefSeq and is a predicted model, not a curated record.
GAGAGGAAAGUAAGGAAAGAAGAAGAAGAGAAAGGAAGGGGGAAAGGAAAGGAAAUAAGGGAGGAAAGGAGGAAGGGAUUGGGGUGAGCGUGUGCCUCCAUGUGUCCCUCUGCCCUAAAACCUGGUCCCCAUGCUCUUAAUGGGAGCCUCCCAAGUGACCAGGGACCCAGAUUCAUUCUUCUCUGGGGAGCCUACAAGCCAGACAUCUUCCCAUUCCUAGCCCCCAAAACUGGUUUAAAAGAGACUUAGGGCAACUAAGGACGUAUGGUGACCCUAAAGCCAUCUUACGAUGGGGUUUUAUUGGCAACGCUUGUUCAGAGGCAGUUUGCCAUGGCCUUCCUCUAAGGCUGAGAGAGUGUGACUUUCCAGGGCCAAGCUGGGAUUUGAACCUAGAGUCAUCGUUGCUCAAAUCACUGCGAAACACUCUCUGUGCCUUCCAUAUCACAAAAUCUUGGGGUGACAAAACCCCAGCCCUGAGACUCCCUCCUGCUCUGAGUGUCCCAGAAAAUGCUGGCACCUGAAUUAGGAUCCAAACGCUUUCCAUUUUAUUUGUUUAUUCUGCAAAGAGAAAUGUAGCUUAUCAAAGUUAUUUUUGGAGAUCUGGUUAUACAUAGCUAAGGUUAUGUUUACUGACUUCAGAAGGCAACAAAUGAUAAAUAACAAGAGUGCGUCUGGUGGGGAACGCGAAGUUCCUUUUUUUGUUUGUCUGUCUGUUACUUUUGUUGUUUGGCUGUAACCUUAUUAUGCCAAAAAGCAAACCUUGAUUUUGCCAUUUUGUAUAAGGGACACCAUGUUAUUAUGUCCUUGGAUUUAAUGGGACUUGAGCAUCCACAGAUUUGGCAUCCACAGGGGAUCCUAGAACCAACCCAGUGGAUACUAUACUAUAUACUUCCUUAAUUCUACAAUAUAUAUAUAUUCCUUCCUUCCUUCCAUCUGUCCAUCCCCUUCCUUCCUUCCUUCCUUCCUUCCUUCCUUCCUUCCUUCUGUCCACUUGCAACAAGUAUAUUGUGCAUUUUGUUUGGCCAAUAAAGGUAUCACUGUUUGGUUGAUCUUUGUUUGAAUUUUAAAAACCAGAACACAAUAACCCAAAGCUCUGCUCCUCUCCAGACCAAGAUGGAAGAGAUCUCCAAGAUGCCCAUGAAGAAGGCAGCAAGGCUGGACCCGGUGGGUUCUUCCCAGCCUGGGACUUCGAGGGAUGCAUUGAUGGAGAUGGCUCAGGACCCACCUAGGAAAACCUCCUACAGCCAAGAGCUGUUCAACACCUGGAGGGACAUCCGCUGGUUCCAGAUCCCCUUGUCUUCCCUGAGGAAGCCCAAAGCCGGGCUCUUCAGCUUUACCUUCCAGUCCAGCCUACAAAGGUACCAGCAGCUCCGGAAGACCAAGCGGCUGAAGGUCGGACGACCUUUUGCCAUGUUGCCGCUUUCGGCUCUACCUUCGAUCCUCCAUGAUGAGUAUCAGGAGACAUUGCAUAAGCAGAAUGACAGUCGCAGAUAUUUGAGAGCUAGGAAAGCUAGCGUCAGGAAAAGCCACUCAUCUCAUAGGAAAGGACAUCAGGCCUCACGAAAGAGCCACAUACAGUUGCAGAAGUGCAGGUCAUCAACACCCUUUUUGCCCAAGAGAUAUAUCUUCCACCCAAGAAUUCCUCAAAAACAGGGAAAGAAGCCUGACCGCUGCUCUAGCCAGAAAUUUAGGGAAUUCAACCUUGACAGAGAUGAGGAGGACCUGGCUUUGGAAGCUCACAGCCUCCCUCAUGUGCCUCCUUCUGCUUGUCACACAACAGAGGCCUAUGGAACCAGUGACAAAGAACUCAAGAUUUGGGAUGGUGCCCGCUGUCCAUUGGAAAAUGAUGACAGGUUCCCUCCAGACUGGACUCCGCCACGGAUCGAAUUCCUGUACGACGAGGAUCCUCCCUGUUUGAGCCCUGCUCCAAGACCUGCAUCUAGAUCGCAGAGCUGGGGAGAGAUGCCAGAUAUCACCCAAGGAUCUCCUAAUCUAGAGAUAGAGAUUUCAGCUAAGGCCUCCACUCCAGCAGAAAAUGUCCUGUUCCUUGAAGAGUCCAUCGACAUGCAAUUGAAUGAACAUGAAAGUGGGAAAAUAGGAAGUCCAGACCAUGCCAUGAGCAUUUCCUGUCAAGUGGUAAAUGAGGAGCAAGAAGGUGGCACCUUUGAGGAACAAACCCAGACAGACCAUGAUAGGGCCUUUGACCAGGAAGAAGCAUCUCCCAUCCAUCCACUGUCCAUCAUCCAUUCUAGAAGCAGCAUCUCAACAGUCUCCUAUGAGUUUAAAAAAGGGCUGACCUGCGAUUCAGAUCAGGAGGAAGAAUUGGGGCUAGAGUGUUCCACUUUAUCAACCGCCACUUCCCUACAAUUGACCUUGUCCAGGAUGUCCUCCACAUGCAGCAUCUCAGCAUCCAUGGAUGAGCUUUCAGAUGACCCUGGAGGAUCGGCCCAGGUUUCAGACAUGGAGCAAGACACAGACGAUGAUGGACUCUUAUCCCUUGAAGAACUCCUUCAGACCAGUGACAAAGAGCCACGUUUGGAUGAAUCAGACACAAGGUAUCUCUCGUCAGAGCAGGAUUCUUACCUCAGUAGCCUAGACAAGCUUCUGGAUGAGAAAAGGGAACAAACUCAGAAAGAUGAAGAGUUGGAAGGAGGCCUAGGGACGAAGGUGCUCCUCUCGAGUUCGCUCAGUGCCAUGGAGGUGGAUGAAGAGAGUGAAGAGGAUGGAGCUUUGUUUCCUGAGGCUCACAGGUUGUUCCUGGAGAAGUUCUCUAUUAAUCGGGGCACCAUCCCAACUCUCUACCCGGGCGAAAGCAUUUUUCGGUUCCCACCUCACACAAGGACCACUUUGCCUUUGGACGCUACUGGGCUGGAGCCACAGAACCAGAUAGAAAGACUUUUCUUCAGUUCCCAGUUCCCCCGCCAGCUGGCACUCCUCCAUGAUGGCCUCAUCAGCUCCUUGUACCGGGGCCAGUCCAGGUGUCCCCAUGCCGUCCUGCGUUGGCUGUUCCAGCUGAUAACUUUGAACCCGGACGUUUCGGCAGAUGCUUUCCAAGCCCUCUGGGAAAUCAGCACUCAUCAGAUUGCCUCCGCUGAUAAAACCAGCACAGCUCUUUGGUGCCCAGAGCUGAAAGACAUCACCCAAGUCUUCUGCAAUUUAGGAGCCUCUACCACCGGCUUGUACCCAGCUGGGCUUUUCCAUACAGAAUUCAGCUCUAAAAACAUGGAGCUUCCCAAAAACCUUUCUGGAUCAAGAGCAAGAAAUAAGGGUGAGAUAAUCCCUGCCAAAGCGCCCUCCCAGCUCAUUUUAGCAACUAUGCUGGGCAACAUAUUUAAGUUCCUGACAUUGUGUAUGGCAUCCCAUCCUGACUGCUACCCAGACGAACAGCGCUUGAGCCUCCUCAAACUGCUCUGCCGGAUCGGACUGGACCAGAACCUACGGAGGCAGCCAAAUGUGGAGUUUCAGCAGCUGCUGCUGGCCCUGCUAGAAGGCAUUCAGGAAUGGCCGGAAAAGCUGCCAGAAUUGUGUGAAUCCCUUUGCCACGUGUCUUGCCAUCAUCACAACUUGGUAGCUGUCAUGAGCGCCUUUCCGGAUACUACAGCCAGAGGACGACAACUACGAAGAAACCUGAGCCUGUGUUUCAUCACAAAGCUGCUGGGAAAGACAGGCAUGGCAAGGAGCCACUGGCAGGAAGAGAACCAGUUGCAGCAGCUUGGUCAUCUCCUUCCACUGAUGAAGCCUGCCUCUCUGAAGCAAGGCCUGCAGAAAAAGUUGAUUCUUCCAGAGCAGCAAGAGAAAGGCCAGACGAAGGUGCUUGCUGAACUUGACCUGGAGGCUUGCUACCUGUGCUACAGCCUCCUGACAUUGGCCAAUGUGGUUGUGGGUACCAAGGCUGUGCCUUCAAGACAACAGAGACAUCUCAUUCACCUCUGCAACCAGCUGCAGAAGCACAUCAGUUCCACUAUCCGUGAAGACUCCUGCCUCAUGUAUCGGGUGGAGCUCAAGAACCUGGCCUCCCAAACCUACAUCAAAUGGCAAGAGUGUCUGUCUCGGGGCUGGCUGUGGACCACCUUCCCUGCAGAGCCAGAAUAAAAACAUCUGAAGGAGCCCAAGAGGAUUUCUUUGCCAGAGGGGAUCAAGGAGGAGAACCAUGCAGUCCAGCAAAAUGUGAUGAUGGAGCCAGAUGAGGAGCGCUUGGGCUCCGUUAUCAUUCCCCUAAUCCUAGUCCUCCUAUUCCUACUUUCCCACCCCCUUCUCUCCUCCCUCCCCUGCGUUGCCAUUUGGCCAUUUUAUCUUGGGGUUUGCCAACCCCUUUGUUUUUGUUCAUGAAAGAACAAAGUUCUCGCAGGGGCUAAGCCAACACUAUUUGCUAUUUAUUUAGACAACCUUGUGCCUUUAAGAAGCCUGCUUUCAAAGCAAACACUCAGGGAAGGAACAGGCACCCCGCCCUGCACCGAGGAGGUCAAAAUAAAUGUCAUUUUUAAUGGAUUUUAUUUCUCUCUUCCUGACUGUUCCCUGAGGUUGUAACUGUAAGUGCUCAACUGCAUAGAGAUGGCCCCAGUUCAAGGGUGCAGAAAGGCACUCUUAAAACACGCAUAAGACUUAGCUUCACCGGAGAGACCAGGAGAAAGGGCUGGAGGAAUCCAG